CUCUUCUUAUCGAUGCAUUUGCGCUACAGACUAAGGAGGAUCUGAAGUCUGCCCUUGAGUUAGUAGCUGCACAGCGCAGCAGUGCUCCGCAACGCGACGCCCCUCCGCACCUGCAAUACGCAUGGCGACCGUGCACCGGCUCAGCUUCACGAGGCUGACAGCCAGCACGCAGAACGACGACGAGUUCUGCUUGAAUAUUGUAUUCGUCCACGGCCUGCGAGGCCAUCCUCGAGGAACAUGGGAGGCAGCCGCAGCCGCAGGAACGACCGAGAGCGCGAGCGCAAGUAAUGGCGGCAGCGACACGACCAGGAAGUUCAAGGGCCUAGGGUUUUUGCUCAAGCGACGAACGGCUAAGUCUCCUGCAACGGAGACAGCACAAGCGCACCGCCCCUCCUCUGGCCUCUCCUCCAACCCCACAUCAUCUUCACCAGCACCGUCAUCAGCACCGUCCACCGUCUUCUGGCCAGAAGAGUACCUCGCACGAGACAUCCCCCGGGCUUGCGUGUGGACGUACGGAUAUAAUGCCGACGUCAUUGGGGGUCUUUUCCAGGCCAACAACAAGAACAGCAUCUCGCAGCAUGGCCGAGAUCUGUCAGUCAGGCUGGAGCGGGAGAUUGACAAUGGAAAACCGCUUGCGUUCGUAGUACACGGUCUUGGUGGUAUCAUCCUCAAAGAUGCUAUCCGCCGGUCGGAGACAGUGCGCAAGCGGACAAGGCUCAUCAUCUUUCUUGGAACGCCGCACCGAGGCAGCGCGUAUGCAGGCUGGGGCCAGAUUGCAUCCAACCUCGCCCGCCUGGCGCUGCAGGACUGGAAUAAGAAGAUCCUCGAGACGCUCGAAGUGAACAAUGAAGUGCUGGACAACAUCCACGAGGAGUUUAAGACGAUUGCGUUCAAGGGGACGAUCAAGGUCCACUCCUUCCAAGAGGCACGGGGCGUUACUGGCGUGCGCGGACUCGAGGAGAAGGUGGGUAUGUCACAGAAGUUACAGAGCAAAGCUAACCGCUGCAGGUGGUAGACGACUUCUCGUCUAAACUCGACCUUCCACGAGCACUCGAGACUGUCGAGAGCAUCGACGCGAACCACAUGCAGAUGGCUAGAUGCAGUAGCAGAGACGACCAGGGCUAUCGUGCCAUCUCUGGCGUCUUGAAAGCACACGUGCGACAGGAGCUGCAAAGCCAGCAGACGCCGCUUGCUGUUGUUAGAGGUUGUGCUUUAGAAAAGGCGAAUACUGCUUGUACGUAAGACCAUCACGUGUA
This is a messenger RNA of Trematosphaeria pertusa, 1256 nucleotides long. RefSeq lists its product as uncharacterized. The record is from RefSeq and is a predicted model, not a curated record. NCBI's taxonomy places the organism in Eukaryota, Fungi, Ascomycota, Dothideomycetes, Pleosporales, Trematosphaeriaceae. The transcript is spliced from 4 exons. The coding region runs from base 122 to 1015 and encodes 297 amino acids.